Anopheles coustani is the source of this 696-nucleotide messenger RNA. Its product is annotated as ras-related and estrogen-regulated growth inhibitor-like protein. NCBI's taxonomy places the organism in Eukaryota, Metazoa, Arthropoda, Insecta, Diptera, Culicidae. The record is from RefSeq and is a predicted model, not a curated record. The coding region runs from base 1 to 696 and encodes 231 amino acids. Gene Ontology annotation, molecular function: GTPase activity; GTP binding. The transcript is spliced from 4 exons.
AUGAAGACGGAGGAGAAAACGAACGUGCCACGUGUGCGGAUAGCUGUCCUCGGGAACGUGGAUGUCGGAAAGUCUGCCCUCACCGUGCGCUACCUGACCCGGCGGUUCAUCGGCGAGUACAGCUCCAACACCGAUCUGUUGUACAAGCAGACCGUCACGCUGGACAGCGGCGUGCUGGACGUGGAGAUCGUCGACAUCUCGGCGGAGAACGACAACGGUUUCCCGGUCGAGCAGAUCCAGUGGGCCGACGCGUGCCUCAUCGUCUACAGCAUCACCGACCGGAGCAGCUACGAGUACGCCCAGCGGUCGCUGGCCGAGCUCCGUCAGCUGCAGAACGCCCCCUCGGCCUACCUGGUCGGCAACAAGGCCGACCUGGACCACCUGCGCGAGGUUCAGGAAACGGAAGGAGCAUCGCUGGCCGCAUCGCACGCGAUCGGAUUCUGCGAGGUUUCCGUCGCCGACAACACGCCCGCCCUCUACAAGGCCUUCGAGCGGCUGCUGGUGGAAUCGCGGGCCCGCCCGGUUAAGCCGCGCAAGUUUUCCGUCAGCAAAAUGUUCGGAACACUGAUCGGAAGCAACGGCACCCGGCAGCCCCCGGUCAGCCAGGGUACGGUCGUCCCCUGCCACAAGGGCGAGCUGCACAAGUCGCGGGUGAUGAAGCGUCGCCAGGCCUUCACCGCCACUGCCUCCCUAUGA